Messenger RNA from Salvia miltiorrhiza (redroot sage), 989 nucleotides. RefSeq lists its product as uncharacterized. The transcript has a single exon. The record is from RefSeq and is a predicted model, not a curated record. Bases 308 to 838 code for a protein of 176 amino acids. Lineage: Eukaryota; Viridiplantae; Streptophyta; Magnoliopsida; Lamiales; Lamiaceae.
GAAAUUGGGCCAGCUUCAUAAAUGCAGAUACAGGAAACCCGUUUCUGCAUUUAGUCUGGGACUCGUGUUUGGGUGUGGUUUGGAGGCAAGAAUUGAAUAUGCAUAAUGGUGAAUUUAUUUUGAAAUGAAAUCUGGCAAGUGGUUUGAAACUUGAAAAGUCAUCAAGGCAUUCAACAAACUAGUAUAAAUAUGUGGAGAAGCUUUUCUUUUCUUUUGGCAGAGGUGGGAGUUGGGAAACUUGUGAGACUUUUGUGUUCAUGUGAGUGCUUUUAAAGCAUUGAAUGACGGUUGAUUUUGAGGUGGUGAAAUGAGUAAUCUGGAGCUGAACAACUUUAUAGGAGUGAGGAUGAAGAAAGGGUUGAGAAAGCUGUGCAACGGAGAGAGGUCGACCUCGAUUGUGGAUGCGUGCAUGAUGGGGGAGAGAGAGAGGCAGCCGACAUUGGAGGAGAUGAUCCUAGGAUUGGAGAUGGAGGAGAAGGGUAGAAAGAGCAAGAUGGAAGCGCACAGAAUGUCGUGCGUGAGCAGCUGCGACAUCCUGCGCAGCGCCAGAAAGGCGUUGAAUCAGUAUCCCCGGUUCUCUCUGGACGGGAAGGACGCCAUGUACCGGUCCUCCUUCAGGCCGGCGGUGGUGGGAGGGGAGAGCGUGAUUUGGUGCAAGCCGGGGGUGGUGGGGAAGCUCAUGGGGCUGGACGCCAUGCCUAUUCCGUUGAACACGUAUUAUAGGAGGGAGAGGCUCAGCGCCAUCAUUAGGCGCCAGACCGACACCCGCUGCCGGAGAGGACUCGGAUCUUGCUCCAGAGCUGCCUAUUGUGUUGUCAAACCCAACAGAUGGAAUUAACUUCCAUUUUCUUUACUACUGCUGCUGUUGUGUGGAAACCAACUUUCUAUCCUGCUAACUCUAAUCGUUUUAAGCUUCUUUACCAUCAACAAACUAAAUUUUGUAUUGUUUUAUACUUACUUUUUUGUUCUUAGCUAAGAUAUUACUCUCU